GCAGCAGCGUGUUCAUCAAGGUCAUUAAGCGUUUACCACCGUUCUGUCGGUUUUUAAUUAAAUUAGGGUGGACGCGCGCUAGCCUGCCCAUUGCGACGCUGCUUAGAAGAGCCUCUUAACUGGGGGUUGUAAAUUUAGAAGUAGGUAGGAAACAGCUGGAUCUUGAUAUACGGUAGCUACACACUAUGCGCUAGGAUGUGAACUGAUGCGAUCGGUGGUGUUCCAAAUAUCCAUUUUGUUUAUUUGAAUUAUUUGGCACACGUACAUACAUUUGGACUAGGCUGAAGAUGUGAGUAAGUUUGAUACAAAGAGAUAUUAAGUGUAUCGUUGUGAAAUGGAGAAAUGGCCGCAAGAAAGGAAACGAUGAGAAAAAGUGCGUAGUCCUGGAACGACACCGAUCGUGCGGUGUGCCCGCGCAGCGUCGCUCGGUCGGCGACGAACGGUCAACUUUCGUGGAAGUGAAGUGACGUUUCAGUGUCUCCGUCUACCGUCUCUGUGCGCCCGUGAGCAGCAGCAGCAGCAGUAGCAGCAGCAGACUCGUUGCGACCCGGUGCUGCUAAAUAUUAUUACCCAUGUAUCCAAUACAAACGACAAAAAUACACUUGGACGCUAGUGAUAAUAGUUAUUAAGCUGUUCGGAACGAACUAUAAGGAUAAAUAAAUGCAAGUUAACCAAGUGAAAAUAGCUAGUGAUUGACGACGGACCCAGAACCUGCUGCUGUCCGAUAGAUGAAUACUGUUUUGAGAUACCUAUUCAAUUUAAUUCUAUCAAAGCUAAUAUGACAAUAUGAGCGUGCACGAAACGGAAAACCAGGAGUCUGGUGAGUGCGAAUCCACAUCAAAUAAUAAAGAUGAAUUGUACAGACGGGUGGUAGCAAAAGCUGCGGCGGCGGCGGCGGCAGCGGCAGCAGCUGAAUCAUCGAAGAUGUUAUCAUCAUCUACGAUGCCCAUAGUUUUUCACGAUGCCGAAAACUACAUGCUGCGCGGUAUAAACCGGCCGCCGAUUGCCCAUGUUACCCAUCAGCAGCAGCAGCAGCAGCAUGCUCCUCUGAGCAUGGAAGACUUAAGAACCUUUUGGACUAAAACAAGAACCUUCGAUUACGACACGACCACGUUAGGUACUCUGCUCGAUGAAGAUUUAGCCAAUGACCAAUAUUGUGCCCGUAUUCUCUCGUUCCACAGUCUAAUGUGUUCUUGUGAAUUAUCUUGUUGCUGUAAUUGCGGUACAUUUUGCUCUUCAGAUUGUCAUGCAUGCUUCCACAAUUUUUGCGCCCGAUAUUUGUCGAAUCAUCCAUGUCAGAAAAACAAUGACGUUCUUCCACCAGUUACAUUGGAAUACGAUAAGCCCAUAUCUGAGUGGACGUCGUCCAAUGUAGUAGAAUGGAUGGCAGCCCUAAAUUUAUACGUUUACUCGGAUGUUUUCCGGUGUAAAGACAUAAAAGGAUCCGAUUUAAUAAAUUUGGACAGGGAAAAACUGAUUAAUAUGGGAAUUAAGGAUGAAUUUCAUCAAAAAGCUUUGUUAUCUUGUAUAGAUGAACUUAUUAAAAAACCAGAUAAUAACAAAAUGAGCAACGAGCAAAUGGGUAGCGACAGCGAUAAUAAUUUUGAUCAAUAUGCACACAAACUUACUCAACACAGUUUUAGUAAAAUGGAAACAUGUGAUAAAUGUAACAAAUACUUAAGAGGUUUGCUGCACCAAGGUUUCAUAUGCCAAAAUUGUGGUUUGGUUGCACAUCGGACGUGUGCAGUGACGGGAUUGCCGUCCUGCACCACGCCUCCCGGAGAGGACAGAGCACAUUUUAUACAGUUCAAAUCGUACUUUGGACAGGGCCUUUGCUUGCAAUUUAAUCCCAAUGAAUAUCCCGCGCCUGAACUUUUAAUUAACUGUACCAAGGAACUAGAGCUCACCGCUAAAAACGACAAAACAUUGGAAUUGUACAAUUUGUACAGUUCCACGCCGCCCUCGGACCAAGUGACAACGUUGCUGGAAAAAAUCAAAGAGUCGCCAUUGAAUGUUGAUCUUUCCGAAUACAGCCCUGUUUGCAUAGCUAGCAUUUUCAAAAAAUAUCUCAGGGAACUGCCCGAUCCCCUGAUACCGGUCUCGUGGUACGACAAAUUCAUUAUGGCCUCAAAAGAGAAAAACGACGAAGCUUGCUCGUCGAUACUUAGGCAACUGGUCGAAGAGCUGCCCGAACACCACAAAACUACACUUCGUUUCAUCAUGAGCCAUCUAUGCAGGAUGUGCCAAAUGGAGUACGCCAGAGGAAACAAAAGCCCGCCCACAGUAUUAAUCCAAGUAAUGUGUCAUAUAUUUCUUCGACCCCCGUGGGAGCAUAUAAUUCAAAUAGUCUGCAACACGCAAGCACACAAUAGGAUAGUGGAACUUUUGUUGCUCUACUGUGAUUGGGGAGAAAGUCUGCCCGAGUUUGCGUCUGCCCCUGUACUACCUCCAAGGAAGGCCACGACGCAUCGCAACAGCUCUUCGAGCCAACAGCAGCAGCCGGCAAUAUCGUCGAAUGCUCAGCAGCAGCAGCAACCCUCAGUGGAGAAGAUGCCGGAACAAGUAAAAAUUAACGCCAUCAGUCUGCAAGAUGCCGAAUGGUAUUGGGGCGACAUAACGCGCGAAGAAGUGAACGAAGUACUGAACGAGAGUCCGGACGGAUCGUACUUGGUCCGCGACGCGUCCAGCAAAUGCGGCGAGUACACGCUGACAUUGCGAAAAGGCGGUGCCAACAAGCUGAUUAAAAUUUGCCAUAGAAAUGGAAAAUACGGUUUCACCGAGCCAUACAUAUUUUCCUCGGUUGUAGAGUUAAUUAAUCAUUUUCGACAUCAUUCUUUGUCGCAGUAUAACGCAUCGCUCGACAUAAAACUUGUUAAUCCGAUAUCCAGGCACAACAUGGAAGAGGAAUCUGCGAAGACUGAAAACAUCGAGAUACUGAGAGAGGAGCUGAAAAAAAUUAAUCGCGACUUGAUUGCGAAAAACAAGUCGCUCGAGUGCUGGUCGAAAAUGCACGCGGAAAACAUGUACGAGAUCCAGAACAAGAAAACCUCGUUGGAGGCGUUUAAGGAGAUCGUGAAGGUGUUUAAAGAGCAAACGAAAGUGAGGGAAAAGUUCCAGAGCGAAGCGCAGCCGCACGAAAUAGUGAAUUUAAAGUCGAACAGCGACGUGCUGAAGGAGCGACAGAAGAAGUUGGAGGAAGUGUGCGAUCAGCUGGAGAACCAGGUGCAACGGAUGGAGGCUUACAACAGGUCGGUGGUGAGGGAGCUGACGAACAUCAAGCCGGAGAUCCACAGCUACCGGAAGAAGCGAGACAAGUACAUGCGAUGGCUGCAGGAGCGGGGCAUCAGCGUCGCCAAGCUGAAUCAGCUGCUGAAUCGCAAGGACGGCGAGGCGGGCGCAGAGGGGGACUUGGACGAUGGCGACAUCGAGUGCGACGUCGAUUCCUUGCCGCACAACGACGAGAACACGUGGCUCAUCCGGGACUGCUCGCGAACGGACGCCGAAAAGAUGCUGGCCAACAAACCGGACGGCACGUUCCUAAUCCGCUACUCCUCGCGCCUCUGCAAAUACGCCCUGUCGAUCGCCUGCAACGGCACCACCAACCAUUGCAUCAUCGACCACUCGAACAGAGGCUACGGCUUCACCGAGCCCUACAACAUUUAUCCCGACCUCAAGGAUUUGGUGCUGCACUACGCCACCAAUUCCCUGGAAAUUCAUAACGACUCUUUGAACACGGUCCUCAGAUACCCGAUCAAUCAGUACUAUGAAGUGGAUGAUGCUGCUGGUACUGCUGAUGCUGGAGGUGGAGGCUAUCUUCAGUGCAUUCCCACCUCCUCCACUUCCUACGCCACAUAAUUACGUUUCCGUGUCUAUUUUCUUUCGUGUCUUGUGAUAGUGAUUUAAACUGCUGUGACUUUUUAUUCCCAUAUUAAACAAAAAAUGUGAUGGUGAUAAUUAAAAAAAAAACUCUAACAAAUUAUAUUUACGGACGGAUGUAGACACCAAGUUUUGAAUUGAGAAUGAAACUGUUAAAGAAUAAAAUUAAUAAUAUUUACAUACCAGGUUUAAAUUGACUGUGAUAGUGUACUAAAGAAGGAAGAAGGUUGAAAACACCAACAAAAACAAAUUAAUCUUUUUUAAUAAUUAGCACAGAUGUUGGUGAGCAAGCAAGUGAAAAGGAAGAUUGCUUGAUGUGUUUUAGCAUCUGAACACUUGCCAUCAUUUCAAAUUUUCCAAUGUUAUUUAUUCAGUCUGUGCAAACAAAAACAACAAACAACAUUUUAUAUUGCUACCAUGCGGUACCAUGGUAGUAGCGCAAGCACCAGUGACCAUUUUAUGUGGGGGUUUGUUGAUUAAACCCCCCUCAUUAAUUAUUCUAGUGAUCUGUCGUCUUAAGAUAUUUUUGUUAUUCUGCAUAAUAAUAAUAAUAAUUAAUGUAUAAUAAUACUAGGGCUGCACUGAGACCUGCUUUUUAACUUGAAACAGAGGUGCCAAGUAAUGGAAUUUUUGGUUUUUUAAUGGUCUAAACAAUAUCCUAUUGGCAAUAUCCCAGGGUGCACUAAGAAUCCUUAUAUGUAUGGGUAUUUUUUUUAAUUUCAAGAGGUCGGUUAAAUUAGACAAAUGUGAAAAAUUAUGAAAAAAGUUUGCGGUUCUCAAAUAAUUAAAAAAAAAACUGAAAACCUGUCAAAAUCAAACUUCAUUAUUCCUGUGAAUUUUGAAAAAAGUUUUACAUUUAAACUUACACUUUUAUUUACAUUUUAAUCCAAUUUGCCCACUAGUUUUUGAUACCACCACGUUUUUUUUCCUAUGGCUGCCAUAUUGGAAUUUUACAUGGUUAGGUAGAAAAAAAUCAGGGAAUCUAACGAUGUAUUAAACUAAAUAAGUUAUGGCGGCCAUUAUAAAAACAAAACAUGGUAGCGAAGAAAUUGGAUAAAAAUGUAGGAUUUUUUUUCAAUUUAUAAAUUUUAUGGUCCAUUCAAUUUAUAAAUUUUUUUUAACUAGAUCACAAAUAUAGUUAUAAAGUUAUAAUUGGUGGUUUUAAGAACCUUUUUACUAUUUUCAUAUUUUUUGUAAAUCUAUUAUAGAAAGAUAUACAGGAAUAUAAGGGGUCCUUUCUCAUACUCAUACUCAGUCUAUGCGGAGAAAUAUUUUAAUUGGUUACCCUUGUAGAUUUUGUUUUAUGAUUGUUAAAAAUUUUUAAUCUUAAUGGGCUUUUUCUGUAAUUUAACUGAUCUUGUAGCUCUUUAAAUAAAAAAAAUACCCAUAAAAGAUACUUUGUGC
This is a messenger RNA of Brassicogethes aeneus, 5280 nucleotides long. The record is from the annotation of a GenBank genome assembly. Lineage: Eukaryota; Metazoa; Arthropoda; Insecta; Coleoptera; Nitidulidae.